Molecule: messenger RNA, 1804 nt
Organism: Amborella trichopoda
Lineage: Eukaryota; Viridiplantae; Streptophyta; Magnoliopsida; Amborellales; Amborellaceae
Product: NAC domain-containing protein 100
Biological process (GO): regulation of DNA-templated transcription
Molecular function (GO): DNA binding
Source: RefSeq, a predicted model, not a curated record
GUUUGGGAAAAAGCAGGAAUUUUUUAAAUCAAGAUUGACAAAGGCUUGAAAUUUAAUCCUCUUUUGCCUUGUAACCCACGUUAUCUGCUCCUCAAAUACCAGUAUUUAAGAGGGAUCCCUGCCUUUGUGAAUUUUCCUUAACAACAUCUUCCAAAUUUUAGAGGAACCAAAAGCAAGAGUGGGGGUAAAGAGAGAGAGAGAGACAGACACCCAAGCUUAUCUCUUUUUUGGCUUCUUGUUUCUAUCUCCUUGAAUACAAAUUUAACAGCUCAAGUUUUCAGAUACAGCUCUUCAAAAUUUUCCAUUUAAGACCCUGUUUCAUCCACUUUCUUUCGUGUGAAUUGGUUUAGAGAGAGAAUCAGAUAUACCUUUUUCUCUUUCUUUGGUUCAGGAAAUUGAAUAUAUCUUGUUUUGGAGGUGCAAGUUUGAAGCUCUCUCUCAUGGAGGGGGAUGGCUCAGUUCUGAACAAGGUGGAGGAGGAGCACAUAGAUCUCCCCCCUGGUUUCAGGUUCCACCCGACUGAUGAAGAACUCAUCACCCACUAUCUCUCUAGAAAAGUUCUGGACUCCGGCUUCACUGCAAAGGCAAUAGGAGAAGUAGAUUUAAACAAGUGUGAGCCAUGGGAUCUUCCCUGGAGAGCAAAGAUGGGAGAGAAAGAGUGGUAUUUCUUUUGUGUUAGAGAUAGAAAGUACCCAACUGGUUUGAGGACAAAUAGAGCGACAGAAGCUGGGUACUGGAAAGCAACAGGGAAAGAUAAGGAGAUAUACAGAGGGAAGAACAGCAGUGCUACACUUGUUGGGAUGAAAAAAACCCUAGUUUUCUACAAAGGAAGGGCUCCAAAGGGUGAGAAAAGCAAUUGGGUCAUGCAUGAAUAUCGUCUUGAGGGGAAAUUCUCCCUCUAUAAUCUCCCCAAAGUUUCAAAGGAUGAAUGGGUCAUAUGCCGAGUGUUUCAGAAGAGUUCAGGGGGGAAGAAGAUAGUAGUUACAGGGUUUAUGAGGGUGAAUUCUUUUGGAGAUGAAUUGAAUUCCCCUCUCCCUCCAUUAACGGACUCUCCAUACAAAACCAAGCCCUGUUCUGAUCAAGUUCAGCAUGUGACCUGCUUCUCCAAUAGAGCAGAGAACCACAGAAACACCCACCCUGAAGAAGGUUCAGUAAUGAAUGAAUAUUUCCCCUCUUCGCUCUUCACGAAUAAUUCAGUGGACACAACAAACCCUACUUCAUCGCUCUACACGAGAACUCCAUUUCAGAGCCCCUUCUAUGCUCCUGGAGCUCAGGGUUUCCAUGGCCCUAGGCUUGAUUCUUGUGACCAAGCGAUUUUGCGAGCUCUCCUCGACAGCCAUGGCUCGGAUUUGAAGCCCUUGAGACUGAACCAGGGGUUGCAGAAACCGGAUUAUGGGGCUUCUUCUCAUCAACCAGCCAUGGUCAGUAUAUCUCAGGAGACUGGAUUGAGCAGUGAGAUAAAUGCUGAGAUCUCUUCUGUGGUCUCUAACCAUGAAAUGGGAAGUAGGCCUUUCCAUGAUCCAGAGGAUCACCCUUCCUCUAAUGGACCAGUGGACCUUGAUUGCCUUUGGAACUAUUGAAAAAAGGAAGAUUGUAGAGAAGCUUGCGAUGUAAAUUUUUUUCUCUUUUCUUUUAAAUGUUGUGUAUAAUUUUCAUGAGAAAAUAAUAGAUUCAGAGAGAGAGAACCCCAUGAUAGCCUUGUGUAAGAACAAAUGAAGCUUAUUCACAUGUUCUUAUGUUUUAAUUUUUUUCUCUUUUAUCUAUCUAUCUAUGAGAAUGAGAGUAUGGUUUCUUAUUCAAAAAA